Danaus plexippus (monarch butterfly) is the source of this 1032-nucleotide messenger RNA. RefSeq lists its product as uncharacterized. The record is from RefSeq and is a predicted model, not a curated record. The coding region runs from base 88 to 558 and encodes 156 amino acids. Lineage: Eukaryota; Metazoa; Arthropoda; Insecta; Lepidoptera; Nymphalidae. The transcript is spliced from 2 exons.
UUAGUAAUUAGCCUUCAAAAUAAUUGGAAAAGAAAAUUGUAAAAUUUAUGUUACGUAAUACAUUUUUAAAAUUUUGAAAUAAAAGCGAUGUCUAUAAGUGACAGCGAAUGGGACGCCAUAUCAGUGUUUGUAGCUAUAGUUGUUUUCGCUCUCCCCCUAACACUAUUGUUCCCUGCGAUCUCAGUAUGGGAUUUUAUCCCGAAGAUCAGGGUGUCCCGUUUCCAUAUCCUGGAUCAGCACCUCACCUGGUUGCAGCUUAAUGCGUCAAUGAUAUUUGUCAUCGUGAUAUUCUUUUGCCUUUAUCUUGAAAUUAGGAAGCGCGAGUUGGACGAGAUGGUGGAUGGUGUCCUAUCCGUCAGUCAGGCUACAGAAGCCGCUUUGGACAUGGAAUGCGAGAGACAAACAGCAGCGAUAAGAGUGUGUGUCAAGCUUUUAGAUGCCUCCACUGAACAUUACGAGAACCUGAUGUUACUCAGGGAUGACCUCCGUAAACGGGAGAAGACAGCCUUACCGCAUCCCCCUGAAAUCUUACCCUCCACAUCAGACAUCGGAAUUUGAGUGUUCAAAGCUAUAUACAUCUGAAACAUCAAUCGCUUGUUUUUUAAAUAAAAUUAUAUGAGCUGUUUAAACUAUUCAAAAAUGAUCAUGAAAUUAGUUCGGAAUAUAUAUUAUAAUUGCUUUUUGACAAUAGCCUUGUCCUAAGUGAUCGUGUUAUGUUUUGUUCAUACAUUAAAAACAUUAUAAUUUUCCACUUAAACAAGAAAGCCACACCAGUCCUAACCGCUGCAAUUUCACUCAACCGUUUGUUAAACCUAUGUAACUAUGGUCCGCUAGUUGAUAUAAGAGCAUAUUAUUAUACCAUGCGUUUCCAUGACAUUUUAUAUAAACUUUCAUUUAUUCAUAACAAAGAACGACGUAAUUGAACAUGAAGAAUAGUCAUUAUUAUAAAAAAAAAUCGUCUGCAUUUCGUUAUGAAAUUAGACGCACGAUUUAUAUGUUUUGAAAUUAUGUUAAAGGAUGAAAAUAAUAAAA